AUGGAAGAAUAAGGUGAGCGUCCAGAAACAUCAAAGUGCUCGAGGAUGGAAAAACGAAGAUUGGUGUCACAGUGUCAUCAAAGACAGGAGUCUAGUCAAGCUCAGAGAAUUAAUGGGAUCACUUUAUAAUAAUAUUUCAGAGGAGGCAACUUCAAAGUCCUGGAGAUUAAUGAAGAUGAUUGGGAUAAUGAAUAACCUGGGCAACAGGCAACCAAAGCUCCACCUCUUUAAAAUAACAAUUUUCGUAUUAAAACUGAUAAGAAAAUGAACAACAAAAAACUACUUGAAAGAUCCCCUGUCUAAAACCUAACUAUGAGCAAGGAUUUUAACCAACGUAAAAUUAAUCGACCUCAUAUAACAUCAAAUGAAUUCUUUCAAAAUGAAGACGAUCUUCGUAAAACUAAGUUAGAAUUGAAGUACGGUCGUAUGAGGGAGGAUGCAAUUAAUCGCUUUGGCAAUCCGGAUCAGGAACUAUUAAAUAAAUAUGCAGAUAAAUUUAACAUCAAUAAGGAACCUCCAAAAUUAACACUUGCACCAAGAGAACUCUUUACAAAAUUUAAAUGA
This is a messenger RNA of Paramecium tetraurelia, 564 nucleotides long. RefSeq lists its product as uncharacterized. The transcript is spliced from 2 exons. The record is from RefSeq and is a predicted model, not a curated record. Lineage: Eukaryota; Ciliophora; Oligohymenophorea; Peniculida; Parameciidae.